Molecule: messenger RNA, 1467 nt
Organism: Capronia epimyces CBS 606.96
Lineage: Eukaryota; Fungi; Ascomycota; Eurotiomycetes; Chaetothyriales; Herpotrichiellaceae
Exons: 3
Coding region: 1-1467 (488 amino acids)
Biological process (GO): regulation of DNA-templated transcription; DNA-templated transcription
Cellular component (GO): nucleus
Molecular function (GO): DNA binding; zinc ion binding; DNA-binding transcription factor activity, RNA polymerase II-specific
Source: RefSeq, a predicted model, not a curated record
AUGGCCGACACCGUCACCGUUACGAAUCGUGCUCGGAAUGUCUGUCAUGCCUGCAUGUUGAGGAAAAAGGCAUGCGACAAAAUCUUGCCCACCUGCGGUUUCUGCGCCAGUCACCAGCGACUCUGCAGAUACGAUCUAUCGCAGCCCAAGAGUCGAGUCCACCGAGCAUCUAAUCCAGGCAGAUACUUUGUGCCCCUUCGAUCCCCGUCUCCCACUCUAACUCCGACUCGCCCCUCUACUCUCUGCGUUUCGCCGCAGUCGGUGGAUGAAUCGCUCAAUCAGUUGGCCCAGCACUAUACUCAACUUACCAAGCUUACAUACGACAGCAUCAUCGACCACUACUUUCGAGCCUUCCAUAAAUGGCUCCCUGCAUUAUCGCCCGACUCUUUGCGUCGAGAUGCGUCACGGUAUCGAGAAGAAGGACGUCUUCCACCCGCGGAUUUCACAGUCUUACUUCUCACCAUGCUGCUGAAUAUACUUCCCACCCUUGAUCCCUCUUUGCGACCACCUCGUGCAAGUCAAGAGAUACUCUACACGACCACUAAGUCGGCCUUAUCCCAAGCUCAGGCUUCUCUCUGCACAUCUUUGCGACUCGUGCAGGCGGCACUCCUCAUCGCACUACGUGAAUACGCAUCUCUCCGCCCAGAGACCGCAUACAUCUCCAUGAUGACUUGUGCGGGCUUAGCACGGGUCAUGGGAAUAAAAAUACCCUCAGUGAGUGACUCCCGAUUAGAGGCCAAGGAGAGGGAGAACCUCGCAUGGUCGAUUGCGAUGCUCGAGAGACUUAUAUUGUGUGAGAUGGACCAAAGAGAUCUCCAGCCGCAGACAGAGUAUCCAGGUCCUGAUUGUCGAUUGCCGUCAGAUUUCAACCCAACAGCGGGGCUUGAAUCUCAACCGGGGUCGGACUUGCAAGCGCUGAACCAAGGCACACUUCCAGGCCUAGAUGCCGCUGACGCCGCUCUAUUCGGACGGCAAGCACAGUCGGUCUUUCUACUGGAGCGACUACUGUUCAUCACGCGCUCUACCGCCAGAAAUCCUGAGAUCAAACUUGCAGAAUUGACGGAGCUUGAUAGCAAGGUCCGCAGCUUCCUCGAGGUGCUUCUGAAUGAGCUAGAUUGGUGGCAAACGCUAGUCUGCGUUUCCACUGCGCUCUGUGUCAGGCUACUUUUCCUUCUCCACCAAUCCAUUCUCGACACCCUCGAAUAUCCCAAAAGUGAGAGCGACCAUCAAAAUAUGGGCAGGUCGUCGAGUGGGCUCGACAUGGUGUGCAGAUGGGUUCUUGAUGUUGUGAAAUGGCAAGGUGAAGACAAGGCCAUGAUAAUGCCAAUAUGCACUUUCUACAAUCUUCGGGCAGCUACAAAACGCUUGCAGGAGCGGAACAAACAUGUCGUGGUUGAGCUGCUGUCUCGUGUCAUUGACGAUCUUCUGGGUGCCCAAGAGGCUUACCACAAGACGUGGGUAUUCUAG